AUGGCGACCCUACGCCCCACAGCCCGCCGCCUCAUCUCCUCCGGCCUCUUCGACACCCGCGCCUCCCUCAUCCCUCACAAACGCUCCUUCGCCACCGCCGUCUCCGACGUCCCACCCACUACCUCAACGUCCACCACACCCCGCCCAGCAACAGCCUUCUCCGACCGUCUCAACGCCGGCCCCUCCUUCAAUGACUUUGUCUCCCCCAAACCCGCUGAAGAAGUCGCCGAAGACGAAGCCUACGAACUCCGCACAGUCCAAGUAGGCCCAGAGGGUCGGAAACGCACCCAUACCCGCCUGCCCGAAUGGCUGAAGACACCCAUCCCCAACAACGAAAACUACAAACGCAUCAAAAACGACCUCCGCGGCCUCGGGCUCCACACCGUCUGCGAGGAAGCCCGGUGUCCAAACAUCUCCGACUGCUGGGGCGGCGACGACAAAUCCGCCGCUACGGCUACUAUCAUGCUGAUGGGUGAUACCUGUACGCGUGGCUGUCGGUUCUGUUCGGUGAAGACGAGCCGUGCACCACCGCCUCUUGAUCCACACGAGCCGGAGAAUACGGCCGAGGCGUUGAAGAGAUGGGGGUUAGGGUAUGUAGUGAUGACGGCUGUGGAUCGAGACGAUUUAGCAGAUGGAGGCGCCCAUCAUUGGGCGGAGACUGUGCGGAAGGUGAAGCAGAAAGCACCAAAUAUCCUCGUCGAGACACUAACGGGAGAUUUCGACGGACAUCUGGACAUGGUGAAGUUGGUCGCCCAAAGCGGCAUGGACGUCUACGCCCACAACGUGGAAACCACCGAAGAACUAACCCCCUACGUCCGCGACCGCCGCGCCAAAUUCCGCCAAUCCCUUGCCGUCCUCGCCGCGGCAAAAGAAGCCCGCCCGAACCUCAUAACCAAAACCUCCAUCAUGCUCGGUCUCGGCGAGACCGAAUCCCAACUCUGGGCCACACUCCGGGAACUCCGGGCCGUGGACGUGGACGUCGUGACGUUCGGACAGUACAUGCGGCCUACUAAAAGACACAUGAAGGUCGAGGAGUAUGUGACCCCGGCCACUUUUGAGCUGUGGAGGCAGAGGGCGUUGGGACUGGGGUUCAUGUAUGUGGCUUCGGGGCCGUUGGUGAGGAGUUCGUAUAAGGCUGGAGAGGCGUUUAUUGAGAAUGUGAUUAAGAAGAGGGCGAGGCAAAGUAGUUUGUUGGCUGCGGCGGCUAUGGGGGAUUUCAAGAGUUUGAAGGAUGCUUGA
Molecule: messenger RNA, 1239 nt
Organism: Recurvomyces mirabilis
Lineage: Eukaryota; Fungi; Ascomycota; Dothideomycetes; Mycosphaerellales; Teratosphaeriaceae
Exons: 1
Coding region: 1-1239 (412 amino acids)
Biological process (GO): lipoate biosynthetic process
Cellular component (GO): mitochondrion
Molecular function (GO): 4 iron, 4 sulfur cluster binding; lipoate synthase activity
Source: RefSeq, a predicted model, not a curated record